AAAGAGUUGAGGCACAAUUUCCUGAUAUCAACGCGGAAAUAACGGUCAAGAAAGCCGGUUGCUGUGUAACACAAUGUCGUAAAGAUGAGUGAAGUUGGGUUUGUCUGAAAACAGAAAUCUGGAGUCAUGGCUUGUUCAUCACAGUCUGCCAAAGAUUAUAUCACCAAUGCCAGAGUUCACCUUGUUGGAGAAUUAAGGAGUCUCUCAGUAAUUCUUGAGAACUUGUUUCAGCAAGGAGUUCUCAUGGAUGAAGAGGUCAGCAAAAUAAAGGCAGAGAAAGAUGACUAUGAUAGAACCAGAGCAAUAUUGAACUCAGUCACUAGAAAAGGUGAAGCAGCCUGCUACAAGUUACUGAGGAUUAUUGAUUUGACGAGGAGGAGGACCUUAGAGAGACCAGCUCCUCUCUCCAGGAUCAGACAUGAAGCUUCAACUGAGGUUAAAACGUUUGACCUUCAUCACUGGAUCAGCUGCUUUUCUUUCAAGGAAGAUGAAGAAAUUAAUGUAAACUACAUUCAAGGGCCAAGGCCGUGCCACAGAUAUCAAUCACAGUUGAAAUCAAAAGGAAAACGUUUAUCAGAGAAGUUCUGGAGGACCAGUAAGAAUCUUUUUGAGGAGAACAAGAACCCUGAUCUGUCGUACACUAAACUUGUAUUAGACACAAAAGAGAAAAUCUCUCCAUCCAAAAUAAAGAAAUUUAAAACCAAGAAAAGCAAACUGAGUCGUCCUAAAAAGUUAAGGACUUACGUUCCAGAGAACAAACCAGAAAUCUCUCCCAGUGACCUGCUGAAAACUGAUAAAAACAUCCUACUGGUUGGGAAACCUGGAAUUGGAAAGACAGCACUGAGCCAUGAAAUGUUGAGACUGUGGACAGAAAGAGACGACAAGGAGCUGGAUUACAUGUUUUACUUUGACAUGAGGGAAAUGAUCAACAUCCCACCAACCAUGAGUUUGGAGGAUCUUCUUUUCACUGCAUACAUUGAACCAGAUGAGGGAAAAGAUGAGAUCUUCCAGGAUAUGAAGACCAACUCUGAUAAUGUUACACUCAUUUUAGAUGGAGUCACAGAUCUCUCUUCAUCCGUGGUGAAGAAACUUGUAGAUAAAGAUCUGCUACCUGAUGCAAAAAUCAUCAUUACCUGCAGACCAGCUGAUGAAGAAGACCUCUGUCUUGAAGACUGGCUCAGAGUGGAGGUGAAAGGCUUCAGUGAGGAGACAAUAAGAACAUAUUUGUCUACAACCCUGGGUGAAGAUCACAGGGAGGUUCUGAGCAACGUGGAGCUGUUGACUCUUUCUCAUGUUCCAAUGUAUGCUCUGAUGGUGGCUGCCAGCUGUUCAUCAGAAGACUCUCUGCAGCCCAGAACUGUGACUGAAAUAUACAUCAAUAUUGUUCGGUUCUGUCUCCAGAACAGCAACAAAACCAGCAUCAAGGAUCCCAAUCAGUUCAUCAGAACCAAGAGAAAUGAAAUCCUGUCUCUGGCUGAAGCUGCUUUUAAUGCAACUCAGAGAAAAACUGUGAACCUGGAAGAACUUUCCUGUGAAGACAGCUGCAUCCUUUCCUUCCUGAAACCACUUGUUGUCAAAGUCACCUGUACCAAAAGACCUGUUAAAUAUUCUUUUCUCCAUUACACGAUGCAGGAGUUCUUUGCAGCUCUGUGGCUUUUAAAGAGUCCUGAUAAGAUCAGGGAGGUUUUUCAGCAGUGCUUCACUGAGGAGAUGAAACACAUGAAACAUCUGAUCCCUUUCAUGUGUCAGUUGUUGAACGAGGAGAACCCCAGUUUGAUGAGCUGUCUGAUUCCAACUGAGGAGCUCAAGGAGACAUUUAAAUGGUUCUUCAAGGAGAUGAUUGACACAUUUUCUCCUAAAGCUGAUGACUGUGAACUUUAUGUUGACCCACUGUUCUUAUGCCAGUGCUUGUAUGAGUCCCAGAGCUCUGAAGCCUGUAUUUACUUUCUGGACAAACUGGACUUCUAUCUUGACCUCAGUGGAGAGAAUCUGGACCCUUAUUCUUGCUGUGCUGUGGCCUAUGUGGUCACUCAGUCAAAGGAAAAGAAGAUACGUCUGAACCUUCAGGAUGUGACGGUAUCUGAACAAGGAAUGAGACAGUUCCUUGGAUGCCUUCAAAAUGUUCAAUGGUCUGACCCUCUGCCUCAGCAGCUGUGGACGGUUGUUCUUCUCACUGAAGGGCAGACAGAAUAUAAAACAUUACUGCAUCUCUGUAAAAACCAGCUGCAUCUUCCAGUUGUAGGUAAAAAACAGCUGUUUGAAGGAGCUGUGAAGGUCAUGCAGAGGACAGCCGCAAAGGUCAAUGUCUGUCUCCACUGGACCCGAGGAGGGACUGUCUGCCAGAGUCUGAGUGAAUCCUUGUUCCAGGCACUGCCAGACAUCAGUGAACUCAGGUUUGAUCCUCUGAGCUCAGAUCUUCAUGAACUAACCAGGUUCUUAGUGAAUCUGUUCUGUGCAGCAGCAGAGAGAGACCAGCAGACAGGAGAGAAGAUGCUGGAGAUGUUAGCAUCAGUCUGUAGAUAUAAAACAUUCCCUUUAGAGGAACGAUACAUGAAUGAUGAAUAUCAGAGUGACUUCCUGCUGGAUCUGUACUCCCAGAUGAAGGACUGUGAGACUAAAACUGGUCUGAGUCUCCUUCCAUCAUUACAGUCAGUUUUCCAGUCAGCUCCUCCAGUCUGGACCAUAAAGCUCUCAGAGAGAAAGACCUCCAUCCUCCUGGAAGUGAUGAAACUCCAAUCAGAGAAGAAACCAGUGAAGCUGAUGGUCUGGUCACAUGAAGAGAGUGAAGUGAGGAGUUUCCUCCAGUGUCUACCUUAUAUCUCAGAGCUCAGGUCUGUGUUUGAGACAUCAGACAAUUUCAAGGAAACCAGGUUCUUAGUGAAUCUGUUCUGUGCAGCAGCAGAGAAAGACCAGCAGACAGGAGAGAAGAUGCUGGAGCUGCUAUCAUCAGUGUACAUUUUUAAAGCAUCUCCUCUUAAACUGAAGUGGUGUGAGUUCCUGCUGGACAUUUACUCGUAUGAGACUAAAGUUGGCUUUAGUGUCCUGCCGUCUUCACAGAGAAAGUCUUUCAUUCUCCUGGAAGUGAUGAAUCUCCAUUCAAAGCAAGAACAAAGAACCAGGUUUGAUCGUUGGAGGUCAGAUCUUCAUGAACUAACCAGGUUCUUAGUGAAUCUGUUCUGUGCAGCAGCAGAAAGAGACCAGCAGACAGGAGAGAAGAUGCUGGAGAUGUUAGCAUCAGUCUGUAGAUAUGAAACAUUCCCUUUAGAGGAACGAGACAUGAAUGAUGAUUAUUUUAAAUAUCAGAGUGACUUCCUGCUGGAUCUGUUCUCCCAGAUGAAGGACUGUGAAACUAAAACAGGUCUGAGUCUCCUUCCAUCAUUACAGUCAGUUUUCCAGUCAGCUCCUGCAGUCUGGACCAUAAAGUUCUCAGAGAGAAAGACCUCCAUCCUCCUGGAAGUGUUGAAACUCCAAUCAGAGAAGAAACCAGUGGAGCUGAUGGACUGGUCACAUGAAGAGAGUGAAGUGAGGAGUUUCCUACAGUUUCUACCUUAUAUCUCACAGCUCAGGUUUGAUCCUCAGAGCUCAGAUCUUCAUGAACAAACCAGGUUCUUAGUGAAUCUGUUCUGUGCAGCAGCAGAGAGAGACCAGCAGACAGGAGAGAAGAUGCUGGAGAUGUUAGCAUCAGUCUGUAGAUAUAAAACAUUCCCUUUAGAUGAUCGAUACAUGGAUGAUAAAUAUUUUGAAUAUCAGAGUGACUUCCUGCUGGUUCUGUACUCCCAGAUGAAGGACUGUGAGACUAAAACUGGUCUGAGUCUCCUUCCAUCAUUACAGUCAGUUUUCCAGUCAGCUCCUGCAGUCUGGACCAUAAAGUUCUCAGAGAGAAAGACCUCCAUCCUCCUGGAAGUGUUGAAACUCCAAUCAGAGAAGAAACCAGUGAAGCUGAUGGUCUGGUCACAUGAAGAGAGUGAAGUGAGGAGUUUCCUACAGUUUCUACCUUAUAUCUCACAGCUCAGGUUUGAUUUUUGUAUGUCAGAUCUUCAUGAACAAACCAGGUUCUUAGUGAAUCUGUUCUGUGCAGCAGCAGAAAGAGACCAGCAGACAGGAGAGAAGAUGCUGGAGAUGUUAGCAUCAGUCUGUAGAUAUAAAACAUUCCCUUUAGAUGAACGAUACAUGGAUGGUGAAUACUAUUUUAAAUAUCAGAGUGACUUCCUGCUGGAUCUGUUCUCCCAGAUGAAGGACUGUGAGACUAAAACAGGUCUGAGUCUCCUUCCAUCAUUACAGUCAGUUUUCCAGUCAGCUUCUCCAGUCUGGACCAUAAAGUUCUCAGAGAGAAAGAUCUCCAUCCUCCUGGAAGUGUUGAAACUCCAAUCAGAGAAGAAACCAGUGAAGCUGAUGGACUGGUCACAUGAAGAGAGUGAAGUGAGGAGUUUCCUACAGUUUCUACCUUAUAUCUCACAGCUCAGUUGUGAUCCAGGGUUCUUCCAGAGUGUUUGUUCGUCACUAUCAGUGAAAUCCAGAGAGGAGGUCCAGCAGCUGGUGUCUCUGCUGCAGCUCCUGAACUUCAACCUGCUGCUAACAGGAGAGUUACGCAGGAAAACCUGCAGCUCUGUGGGCAGAGUUCUCCAACUGUGUGGAUCUAAAGUGGAUCUGAUCCUCACCGCCAGCAAGAUGUCUGUUAGAGGAGCCUCCAUCCUCUUUAGAUCUACAACACAGCUCCACAGUCUGAGACUUUCCAACAACGUGGCCUUGUUCUUGUCUCAGUGGGUAAGAAGAGGCAGAGUGUCCUGUCCUCUGGUUGUUGAAGAGCUUUCUGUGGUGUCCACCAAAGCUCCACCAUCACAGAGAGUCUUGUUGAAGGUUGGCAGCAGUUUGGCGUCUCUGCUGAGGUUCUGGACAGUUGGACGGUUAGACCUGACUGAGUCCGGCCUCCCUGCUCAGAGUCUCCUCAGUCUGCUGCUUCAUGAUGCUCCUCUCACAGUCAGACUGAGUGAAGAGAGUCUCCAGCAGCUUCUGGUCCUCCUCCAUGAGGUCCAGGAUCAGGACCUGACGUUGUCCUUCUUGAAUAAGUUUGGUGGAGACCUGAGCUCCUGCCAGUUGAACUGGGAGCUUCUUCACUAUCUGCUGCAGCAGCCGUCAGCUCAGACCAUCACUGUGAACCUGAAGAAGAACCGCUUCUUACAGGAGAGAGCUACACAGCUGCUGCCCUUUCUGCACAGGAUGGUGCUUCAGAGGCCCAGUCCCAGCUUUGUGAGGACUUCCAUCAGAGAGAUCUACAGAGGUCACAGCAGUCACAUGAUACCCAGUCUGCUGAGGUCAUUGGAUCAUGUGAUCAACCUGAGCUGCACAGAGAUGGACUCAGAAGACUGUGCUGCUCUGAUCUUCAUCCUCAGACACAGUGAUGGAGUUAGACUGAAGCUGCUGUGGAGCUCCAUCCCAGCAGAGGGAAUACAGUCCAUCCUCCGUAUGCUGCACACAGUUUCUGAUCUCAGUGUGGACAGGAACCAGCUGCUGAGCUUCAUCCACUGCUGCGCUGCCUCUGACAGCCAGCAGGAGGCAGCAUCAUCCCUGCUGAGGACUCUGCAGCACAGCUUGGACCUGUCCUGCUCCUCCUUCGUGGAGCUACCAGAGGAGGACCAGGCUGAGCCUCUGAGAGUGACGGCUGCUGACUGCAGGGCCGUCUCCACCAUCCUGAGACACAGCAGCAGGGACACACAGCUCCACCUGAGAGACUGUGAGGUGGAGGACAGCGGGCUGGACCUGCUGUUUCCGGUCCUGGACAGGGUCCGUUUCAGAGUCAGUAAGACGGUUCUGGUCCAGCUGCUGACCCUGCUUGCUGUGGACAGCGAGACGGACACAGUGAGACGGGCCGUGUCUCUGUUUAGAGCCCUGGGAGAAGAACUGGAUCUGAGUCACAUCACACUGGAUCAGAGGCUCUGUGGAGCUCUGGUUCUGAUGCUGGACAACUCUGAAGGUCUAACAGAACUGGACCUCAGUCACUGCCAGCUGACGGACCAGCUGCUGCUCCAACUCAUCACACAUCUGCACAAAGUCCAAGUCCUGGAUCUGAGUCACAAUAAGAUCACUGAUGCUUCCACUGAUCAGCUACUCCACCUGGUCUCCAUCAACCCCUCCAUUGGUUCUGUGAGACUCUCCAACAACAACAUCCUCAACAGAACUCCUUAUAAGGUCAACAGGAAGUUUGAGAUCUGGUGAAGCAGCUGUCAGCAGCUAGUCAUGUGACCAACAGGAAGUCCCUGUCUCCUGGUCUCAUCAAAGACUGUCUCCUCAGGGUCAUCAGAUGGACAUAUUGGCUGCUAACACUGUGAGGUGGUCAGCAGUGGUCAGAUCUGUUCUUCUUCUGGUUUCCAUGAUUCAGUCCAGACGUCUCAGAGGAACCAUGCAGGAACUGAACACCAAGGAGGAAAACCAGUUUGGUACUUUAACUGGGCCAAAAGGUCUGAGAAUGGAAACAUUGGAACCAUUUUUAGUUCAGGUUUGAAGUUAAACCAGUUUAACCAGUUUACAGCUGGAUGCUCCACAAACACACUGAUCUUAGAGCAGUUUUCUGUCACAUUCAUUAUUUUAUCUGGAGAAAAAGAGCUGCUCUACAUAUUUUAUCUUCAAGUUUAUUUUCUGAACAGAGAAAUUAGGAUUUUAUUAUUCUAAAGGUUUUUAAAAUCAUUCCUAAAUUUCUAAACGAUGAGGUUUUAUAUCAGUCAUUUAUUUUCAGUGAUUUAAUAUUUCUCAGAGUUUGUUUUGGUGAUGUACGUUUUUAACACCAUAAUUCAUGUUCUAAUUUUAGGUUUCCAUUAAAUUUAGAGACGUUUAGAGGGACGGAGGUUCGAUUUACCAUAUCAGGGAUCUAUGCUGUAGUGGUGCUGUUUUUAUUCAUACCUCAGAGAAACAGUGGGAUAAUAUGGAUGUAUCUGAUUGGUUAAUUAAUUAGGGUUUUUUUAUAUUUCUUGAAAUAAAAUGUUGGUUCCUGGAUGAUGAAUGAUGAGCCAAUAACGUUUUAAAUGAUG
This is a messenger RNA of Girardinichthys multiradiatus, 7022 nucleotides long. RefSeq lists its product as uncharacterized. Gene Ontology annotation, molecular function: ATP hydrolysis activity; protein binding. Gene Ontology annotation, biological process: regulation of apoptotic process. Lineage: Eukaryota; Metazoa; Chordata; Actinopteri; Cyprinodontiformes; Goodeidae. The transcript has 17 exons. Bases 127 to 6213 code for a protein of 2028 amino acids. The record is from RefSeq and is a predicted model, not a curated record.